Messenger RNA from Medicago truncatula (barrel medic), 734 nucleotides. RefSeq names its product eukaryotic translation initiation factor 1A. Lineage: Eukaryota; Viridiplantae; Streptophyta; Magnoliopsida; Fabales; Fabaceae. The record is from RefSeq and is a predicted model, not a curated record. Gene Ontology annotation, biological process: translational initiation. Gene Ontology annotation, molecular function: RNA binding; translation initiation factor activity. The transcript has a single exon. Bases 53 to 505 code for a protein of 150 amino acids.
GGUUGUUGUUGACGUUGAGAGAAGGCACCGUCGUUGAAGAAGAAGAAGAAUCAUGCCGAAGAACAAGGGAAAGGGAGGAAAGAAUAGAAAGAGAGGAAAGAACGAAGCUGACGAUGAGAAACGCGAACUGAUCUUCAAAGAAGACGGUCAAGAAUACGCACAGGUAACACGUAUGCUUGGAAACGGACGGUUGGAAGCGAAUUGCAUCGACAACGAGAACAACAUCAGAAAACGUCUCUGUCAUAUCCGGGGUAAGAUGCACAAGAAGGUUUGGAUUGCUAACGGAGAUAUAAUACUUAUUGGAUUACGUGAUUAUCAGGAUGAUAAGGCUGAUGUGAUAUUGAAAUAUAUGCCGGAUGAGGCGAGGCUAUUGAAGGCUUAUGAUGAGAUUCCGGAAUCUAUUAGGCUUAAUGAAGGUAUUGCUGGUGGGAUGGAUGAUGAUGAUGCUGAUGGUGAUGCUAAUGAUUAUGUUCAUUUUGAGGAUGAGGAUAUUGAUAGGAUUUGAGAACUUUGAUUAUGAUCAUUUUUAUGUUUUUAUUUUUAUCAUUUAGUCGACUAUGUGAUCGAGUGAUAUCAUUCAUAUGAUAUUGCCAACACGAGAAUAAUGUUUAAUAGUUUGUUAUCAUCUUUCUUAUUGUUAAUCAUCAUGAUUUGUUUUGGCUGCCGUGUUCAGUUUGCUUUUGUUGUGUUGAUUGCAAAGUUGAAUGAUAAGAAUUAGGGCUUGCUUGGAUUGA